CAUUGUUUCGGACGCAAAAGAAAGGAGGCCAAUAAUUAUGACGGACCAACAUGGCGGCAAAACAUAGCUAAUGCUAGACAAGUUAAACCAAUGUCUGUAAUUAAUUACUUUUUUUCAUGUGGGAAUUAUUUUACACCGAAUCGAGAAAAUUGACCAACCCUUUCGGUUUCCAAGACAACAUAUUCGGUACAGAAUACGGUCACUAACGGACAUAAACGUUAGCUAGUUGAUCGCUGGAAGGCUUUCCUGUAAGAGCCACUGGAAACAAGCUGGGUAACAGUUGAUCAUGUGGGGUGAAAUUGAUCCUCCAGCUAAAACACAACCUAGUUUGUGUGAGAGUGAAGAUGAGAGUGAAUUUCCAGAAGUAGCGGUGGUGGCUCUGUCCCAGAAAUAUGACUUCCACCGCCCCACACACACCCAGCAGCCACGACAAGACACCCAGUACGUGAGCCAGGCUGAGUCCAUUUGUGUAAACGACAUGGUCGAGGCCAUAGCCAUAAGUGGAAGCCUAGUGAAGAGCCAGCAGAAAGGAGACGCUGAACUGACGCUUAAGCAGCGCAAAGAGGAGCUGCUGCAUCAGUACAGCAGCAGACCGCUGGUGUUCCUGGAGAGGUACCAUGCUCGCCUGAAGCCCCAGAACCUGUCAGCGUUUGCCCACGUCAGCUCAGAUCCACGGGCUCUUCACUACAGCAAUGUGAUACAGAGACGAGCUGCAGCACGCACCAACAGGACAAGGGUUCGAAACCAACGCUACGCAGCCCUCCGGGCCCUACAGGGGGAGGGCGAGUAUUUCAGUGACGAACAGAUGCGUGUGAGGGAACCGCUGCUGUAUGAACAAUAUAUUGGCCAGUACCUGACUGAUGAGGAGGUGCUGGAGCGCUCCCAGGAGGCCAUGCUGGACGAUGCACAGGGGGGACCGGGGGCUCCAGCGGGAGGCACAGGAGGGCUUGCCCAACUCCUCCUCAACUCCUACCAGGAGCGUCUCAUCCAGAACCGCCUGCAGGAGGAGCAGGAGAGAGAGGAGGGCGCACGGGAGGAGGAGGAGGAUGAAGACGAUGAUAAUACUGUCCAGCAGAGGGACAGGCAGCCCACCCCGGAGGAGAAGGCUCUGCUCAGGGAGGAGUUCAUCGGUCAGAUGCACCAGCGCUUCCUCGAUGGCAAAGACAAGGACAUCAACUAUAGUGAGGUGGACGAGAACCCGGAGUACGACAACUUGGACAUAGUCAGCAGAGAUGAGGAGGAUAAAUACUUCGAUGAAGAUGAUGAUGAUGAUGAAGAGGAGGAGGAAGAGGAAGAAAGUAUGACAGAAUAGUGGCUGUAUUAGUAGCAACUGCACAUCGCUUUGAUUGAUUUGUAAAUACAAAUGUACAAAAUAAGGAUUUGCAUUUUUAUUUGUUAAUGUUACAUGCAAAUGCAAACAUGGCCGGUAAUAAGUGUCGUUUUUCAAAAAUGGUUCCCUAAAAAAACCAAAAUACAAUAAAGAUGAUCUCCUUACA
Molecule: messenger RNA, 1496 nt
Organism: Cottoperca gobio
Lineage: Eukaryota; Metazoa; Chordata; Actinopteri; Perciformes; Bovichtidae
Gene: ccdc97
Product: coiled-coil domain containing 97
Exons: 7
Coding region: 287-1312 (341 amino acids)
Source: RefSeq, a predicted model, not a curated record